Molecule: messenger RNA, 3434 nt
Organism: Conger conger (European conger)
Lineage: Eukaryota; Metazoa; Chordata; Actinopteri; Anguilliformes; Congridae
Product: HHIP-like protein 1
Exons: 9
Coding region: 393-2876 (827 amino acids)
Cellular component (GO): membrane
Source: RefSeq, a predicted model, not a curated record
CCCUUUGAUUUCCUGUUAUGAGAUGAGCCGCGGUGAUAAAAUUAUGUUGUGAGAUUAUCCUAUAUUUAGGAGAAAACGAUGAACUUCUGCGGUGAUAAAAUUCUAAGGGAAAGGUUACUCAUCUGCUCAAAACGCCAGAAAUGUUUCGUCAUUCAACGAGGAGACGUUUUCUGAGAAGAAAUAACUGGUGGCACAAAUAGAAUCGACGAAUGUACGACUACUCGGUAACGAAAACGAACCGGACAGCAAUUAAAAUAUGCAGUUGACCGGAGGUAAAAUCGAUUUUUAAAACAGUGAAGUGCAGCUGGAAGUACGGACACCGAGAGGACAUUCCACGUCUUGUUUUUUUGUUUUCAGAACUCCUUUUAAAAGCAAAGCUACAUGCAUUUCACAUGAGGACGCCUGGACGUUCGAAAAGUAUGAUGCAUUCCAAUUUGAGAAUUAUCAGGCACGCGCCGUUUAUUUUAGCGUAUUUAUCUGGGGUUUGGAUUGCACCUGUGUCCUUACACCCACAGUGCCUGGAUUUUAAGCCUCCAUUUCAAUCCCAAGAAGAGCUUACGUUUUGCGUAAUGUACAAGAACUUCGGUUGCUGUGAUUCUGCGAAGGACCAGGAUUUGAAGGCGAAGUUCUACCGGAUCAUGGACAGUUUUGACUAUUACGGUUAUGCAAGUUGUGCAGGAUACGUGCAGGACAUUAUUUGUCAGGAAUGUUCCCCUUAUGCAGCACACCUCUUUGAUGCAGAGGACACCAGCACACCGGUGAGAUCUAUCCCAGGGCUUUGUGGAGACUACUGCUUUCAGUACUGGCUGAAGUGCAGGUCAACCAUCACUCUCCUCUCUGAUGACAAGCAUCUGGCAGAGAUAGAACAGGACCAGCAUAGGUUCUGUAAGCAUCUGGAACUAGAUGACCCAGAUUACUGCUACCCCCACCUACUCAGUAAUGACCAGCUAAGCAGUAACCUGGGACGCGUGACUGCAGACCCUGAGGGUUGUCUGCAGUUGUGUCUGGAGGAAGUGGCUAAUGGGCUACGGAACCCUCUGGCUAUGGUACAUGCCAACGAUGGUACGCACAGGUUUUUCGUGGCGGAACAGGUGGGUGUGGUAUGGACAUACUUGCCUGAUCGUUCCAGGCUAGAGAAACCCUUUCUGAACAUCAGCAAAGCAGUGUUGACUUCGCCCUGGGAGGGGGAUGAGAGAGGAUUCCUGGGAUUGACCUUUCACCCCAAAUUCAAGUACAACAGAAAGUUGUAUGUCUAUUACUCGGUGGAGGUGGGUUUUGACGAGAGGAUCAGAAUCAGCGAGUUCCUCGUCUCAACCACCAAUAUGAAUGUCGUAGACCACAGCUCAGAAAGGAUUAUUUUAGAGAUUGAUGAACCGGCAUCAAAUCACAACGGUGGUCAGCUGCUCUUUGCUGAUGAUGGGUAUUUGUACAUCUUCACUGGGGAUGGAGGCAUGGCAGGGGAUCCUUUUGGGAAAUAUGGAAAUUCACAGAACAAGUCUGCCCUAUUGGGCAAGGCUCUUCGCAUUGAUGUGGAUAAUAACGACAGGGGGCCAGUGUACAGGAUUCCUCCCGACAACCCCUUUAUACAUGACCCAGAGGCUCGGCCAGAGGUGUAUGCGUACGGCGUGCGCAACAUGUGGCGUUGCUCAGUGGAUAGAGGAGAUCCCCACACCAAGGAAGGGAAAGGAAGGAUCAUCUGUGGAGAUGUAGGACAAAAUAAAUAUGAGGAAGUAGACAUCGUAGAGAAAGGGAAGAAUUAUGGCUGGAGAGCAAAAGAAGGUUUCUCUUGUUAUGAUAAGAAACUUUGUUCCAACAGCUCUUUAGAUGAUGUCCUUCCUAUAUAUGCCUACCCUCACAAAAUGGGGAAAUCAGUUACAGGGGGCUACAUCUACCGAGGUUGUGAAUAUCCCAAUUUAAAUGGCAUGUACAUAUUUGGUGAUUUUAUGAGUGGACGCAUGAUGAGUCUGAGGGAGAACAAGCGUACAGGCCAGUGGGAUUACAGUGAGAUCUGCAUGGGAAUGGGGCUCACGUGUGCUUUUCCAGGCCUCAUCAAUAACUACUACCAGUAUAUCAUCUCCUUUGGAGAAGAUGAGGCAGGAGAACUGUAUUUCAUGUCCACUGGAGUUCCAAGUGCAACAUCAGCUACAGGUGUUGUGUACAAAUUUGUAGAUCCUUCACGACGUGCACCACCAGGAAAAUGUCGUUAUGACCCACUACCUGUCAAAGUUAAAGGAAACCUGAUAAGAUUCAAUCCAAAGGAAACAUUGAUUGGAGUAGAAUUACCAACAAAACUGCCAAAACGCAACGGUGCAGAAGGACCUGCAGCUCCCCGCCCGACCGCACCAGUGCGCACCCCUGCCACCACGACCGACUGGCUCCAGGAGCUGAUCGACCUCCUCAGGGAACAGGAGGCAGCCUUAGGGAGGACCACCCCGCCCACGACCACCACGACCGCCCGCACACGCAGGCCAGGCAGACCGCGAAAAGGCCGGCGGAGGAAGGGCAAGCACCGACCUCAGGCCUCGUCCCGCAACGGAGCCCUGCGAUUGGUGGGGGACGAGGGAGGGCGGACCGACCGGGGACGGAUAGAGAUCUACGCCAACGGGGAGUGGGGAACGGUGUGCGAUGACCUAUGGAACACGAAGAACGCCGCCGUGGUCUGCCGUCAGCUGGGCUUCCGCUACGCCCUGAAGGCCUCCAAGCACGCGGAGUUUGGCGAGGGCACGCACCUGAGGAUCCUCCUGGACGACGUGCAGUGUGAGGGGACCGAGGAGACCCUCCUGGACUGCAAGCAUGCGGGCAUUGGGAAGCACAACUGUGCACAUUAUGAGGAUGCAGGGGCCAUAUGUGGGAACACGGAGUAUGGAGAAUACUAGGGUACCUUGUGAAUAGAGUGGCUGGUUUGCAAAGUGAAGAACAGAAACUUAGAGCCAGUUUCACGGGCAACAAUUAAGCUUAGUCCUGGACUUAAGUCUUGUAUGCAGAAUCUCCAUUCAAAAUUGAAUUUAGUCUAGGAUUAGGCUUAAUCUGUGUCUGCGAAACUAGCCCAUAAAGCCUAAUCUAAUUUCCGUUGACAUUUUGGCACAUAGGUCUACCUCUUUCACUAAGGUUUUAAUGCCAUGCUAAUUUUCUGAAAUAAAACAAAUUGUAUAUAAAAAAUAUUUUUGUGUAAUAUUGAUCCAAAACGUAACAUUUCGUUUGAAUAUACGGUACAUUUUGGUUGAUUAUACGGUACACUUUUUUAAAUUGCAAUUUAAUUGUACAUGGCUGGCUUCAAUCACAUUUAACAUGUUCAACGUAUUGGCCAACUGAAUGUAUCAGAAACUUUGAAGUUAUUUAAUGGCCUUUAAUGUUCAGUUGCAAUGAAUGAUGCAAGGAGGUUUAUAUUGUGCGCAUGUUUUCACUAUGGUUCAUUAAAUACUGUACUCUUCUCA